This is a messenger RNA of Drosophila takahashii, 1487 nucleotides long. Its product is annotated as thiamine transporter 2. The record is from RefSeq and is a predicted model, not a curated record. Gene Ontology annotation, biological process: vitamin transport; transmembrane transport. Gene Ontology annotation, cellular component: plasma membrane. Lineage: Eukaryota; Metazoa; Arthropoda; Insecta; Diptera; Drosophilidae. Gene Ontology annotation, molecular function: vitamin transmembrane transporter activity.
GACGGUCCGCUCUUAAUUCACGCGAUCAGUUGCCGGCUGGCGUUCGUCGCGUAGGUUACGAAACUAUUCAAUUGGCGCAACAUCUGUCGCCGGAGCAGCUCCGAUUGCCAUAGCCCACCUGGUAUUGUGGUAUCGCAACUUACGACAUGCAGAACUGGCUGAAGAUCUCCCUGCUGCUGUGCACGUUCGGGUUUUUCCGGGAACUUCGGCCCUCGGAGCCGUACGUCACGGAGUAUUUGGCCACGGACUACGGCAAUCUGACCACGGAGCAGAUUAACCAGGAUGUGUACCCCUUCGGCACCUACUCGGUGCUGGCCCAGCUGGUCGUGGUGUUCCUAAUCACCGAUCUGGUGAGAUACAAACCGGUUAUCGUGCUAUCGGCGUUGGCCGGGAUUACCCUGUUCUCGCUGCUCAUCUGGACGGAGACGCUGCGAAUGUUGCAGGUGGCGCAGCUAUUUUUCGGCACCUUUACGGCCGCCGAAGUGGCCUACUACACCUACAUGUACGCCAAGGUCAGCAAGGAGCAGUACCAGAUCGUCACGGGUCACACGCGAGCCGCCAUUUUGAGCGGCAAGUUCCUGGGCGGCCUGCUGGCCCAGAUUCUGGUGUCCACCGAUAGCAUGAGCUACCGGCAGCUGCACUUCAUAUCGCUGACCACGCAAGUGAUCUCCCUGGCGGUGUCCCUCUUCCUGCCCAGUGUGCCGCGAAGUCUCUACUUCUAUGCCGCCUCCGCUGGAGAUCCCGCUCCAGGUGGCGAAGUGACCGCACCGAGGUUCUCCUUCUCCAACGCCUGCCGCCUGUUGUGGUACCACCUCGUCUCCUCCUACUCCAAUCCCGUGGUGCUGCAGUGGAGUCUGUGGUGGGCUCUGGCCACCUGUGGGCAAAUUCAGGUAAUUUCCUACAUCCAGUUCCUGUGGAAAGAGGUGGCUCCGGAUCACCAAAGCGUUUAUAAUGGCGGAGUGGAGGCAGUGGCCACUCUGCUAGGAGCUAUCGGAGCUAUUCUGGCGGGCUUGCUGAACUCCAAUAAGCGACGAGGAUCCUAUAUGUUGGGCAUAUCCAUAUGUUCCGCCAUCCUGGGAGCCCUGAUCAUCUAUGCUGCCAAGACGCAGGAAAUCUGGGUGGCCUACGUGAACUAUGUGCUCUUCUGCGCCGUGUUCUUCUUCAUCAUCACAGUGGCCGGUGCAGUGGUGGCCGAGAAUCUGGUGGAGGACAGCUUCGGAUUAGUAUUCGGUAUCAAUACGUUGGUGGGUCUAAUACUUCAGACCAUCCUGACCAUUUCGGUGGUGGAGAAAGUUGGAUUCGCUCUGAAUCCACGGGAUCAGUACGUGGUGUACGGCAGCUACUUUAUAGUUUUGGGUGGGAUAUACGUAAUUUGGACUGUCUUAGUUAAAUUGUUCUGCCGGACUAGGAUAUCAAAAGAGGGGAAUGCGGCUAUUUCAUCAUAGUAUAUUAAAUAGUACAAAAUAAAUAUUUUUUAAGGAAACAAA